This is a messenger RNA of Sander lucioperca (pikeperch), 930 nucleotides long. Its product is annotated as olfactory receptor 11A1-like. The transcript has a single exon. The record is from RefSeq and is a predicted model, not a curated record. NCBI's taxonomy places the organism in Eukaryota, Metazoa, Chordata, Actinopteri, Perciformes, Percidae. Gene Ontology annotation, biological process: G protein-coupled receptor signaling pathway. Gene Ontology annotation, molecular function: G protein-coupled receptor activity; olfactory receptor activity. Gene Ontology annotation, cellular component: membrane. Bases 1 to 930 code for a protein of 309 amino acids.
AUGAUAAACUCCACUCAGGUUUCAUAUUUCAUACUUGGUGCCUACUUUGACACCGGGCUGUUUAAAUACCUAUGUUUCAUGAUUGUUAUGUCUCUAUAUGUUUUUAUUAUUUGUGCCAAUCUUUUGCUGAUUGCGGUUAUCUGUAUGAACAGAAGCUUACAUGAACCUAUGUACCUUUUUCUGUGCAGCCUGUUUGUAAAUCAACUGUAUGGUAGUACAGGGUUGUUUCCAUUCCUUCUGGUUCAGAUCUUCUCUGACAUUCACACUAUUUCUGCUCCUUUUUGUUUCCUGCAGAUUUUCUUUGUGUACUCGUAUGGAAGUAUAGAAUUUUUAAACUUAGCCGUCAUGUCUUAUGACCGAUAUCUUUCUAUCUGUUAUCCUCUGCAAUAUAACACACGUAUGACAUAUAAGAAAGUUGCCAGCCUUAUUGCCAUAACAUGGUUACUUGUAUUUUUUGUGAAUUUUUGUACACUGCCUUUGAUUGUUCCUCUACAGUUGUGUGGGAACAUCAUCAACAAAGUGUACUGUGACAACCACUCUGUUGUAAAACUGGCCUGCUCUGACACGACAGUCAAUAACAUUUAUGGACUCAUUGUUAGUGCCUUGUCAGUCUUUGUUCCUCUAAUUUUGAUCCUUUACACUUACAUGAAAAUCUUUAAAGUGUGUUAUUCUGGUUCUAAACAGACCAGACAGAAAGCUGUCAGUACCUGCACACCUCACCUCGCUUCUCUGAUCAACUUUUCCGUUGGAGCUUGCUUUGAAAUAUUACAGAGCAGGUUUAAUAUGAGCAGUUUACCCAUUAUGGUGCGCAUUUUUUUAUCGUUAUACUUUCUUACAUGCCCGCCACUCUUUAACCCUGUAAUGUACGGCCUGAAACUGUCUAACAUCCGUGUUGCAUGUAAAAGUCUUGUAAAAAAUGUAGGCUUUUAG